Messenger RNA from Lates calcarifer (barramundi perch), 4324 nucleotides. It is a transcript of the gene fibinb, whose product is annotated as fin bud initiation factor b. Lineage: Eukaryota; Metazoa; Chordata; Actinopteri; Centropomidae. Bases 416 to 1039 code for a protein of 207 amino acids. The record is from RefSeq and is a predicted model, not a curated record. The transcript has a single exon.
UAUUAGCCAAAAACCGGAGCGCGGCACUUGAGACAUCCAGAUGUUGCGUUUGAGGCACCGAGUGAAGUUAGGAGCAGCAACUGUUUUCAACAAACUUUUCAUACAUUGCUUUCCUGUUCAACACUUACAGUGAUGGAAACUGGCAGCCUCGAUUAAAGGAAAAGAAGUGGGGCUGUUUAAAACAUUUUAACGCCACAAAAAUUGUGAUAUCUGUUUGGACAAAGGGGAUAUUGAGGAGGACAACAACAAAGCCCCAACUAACUACGCAGUUUGGACUUUUAAACCUGACUGAAAUGUUUGUGUUUCUACGCCGGGUUGGAAUUAAGUAGUCCGGUAUUUGGCUGACAUUUGGGCUGAGAUAAACUCUAAUAUUUCCUAUUUGUAAGUGUGUUUUGGGGGGACAAGUGUGUGCAUCAUGGCUUUUCUUCACUUGCUCCUGUGCGCCGGGAUGUUAUCGCUGCCGAUGUGUGGAGCUUUUUUCCGCGGACCUUUACAUCCGGAGAUGUCUAACGGCACUUUUCAUCAUUAUUUCGUGCCGGACGGAGACUACGAGGAAAACGACGACCCGGAGAAAUGCCAGAUGCUUUUCAAAAUGACCGACGAGCGAAAGUGCGGUCUCGACGAGGACCAGGACGCGGUUAUACGGGACGACUUCACCAUCAUCAAGAGGCAGAUCGAGGACACGGCCAGGGUGCUGGAGGGGAUCGGGAAAAGCAUCUCGUAUGACCUGGACGGAGAGGACAGCUACGGGAAAUAUUUGCGGAGGGAGACGGCUCAGAUAGGCGAGGCGUUCACAAACUCGGAGAAAUCUCUGCUGGAGCUGGAGGUGAAAUUCAAGCAGAGCCAGGAGAGCGAGCUGAAGGAGGAGCACCGGCUCAGCGACGACUUUCUGAACAUGAUAGUGCACACACGGGACGUCCUGAAGGAGACGUUGGACAUUUCUCUGGGACUGAAGGACAAACACGAGCUCUUGUCUCUGAUCAUCCGCAGCCACGGUACAAGACUGAGUAGACUGAAGAACGAGUACAUGAAGUUCUGAGAGAAAAUAGUUCCUAUAAGUCUCAUUACAGUAAAUAUGUUAUAUGGCUUUAUUUUACAGGUCUGUUAUUUUCUGAUAAUUUCGUUGAAAGCUUCUUGGAAAGAACCAUGUAGUUUUGUACUAAUUACAGGAAAAACAGAGAGUACUGGGACUGUUACUUUAGUUAGUUCAAUUAGUUGUGUUAAGUGUAUUAUUGGCUUCCCGAUGAAUUUCUUUGCAUUGAAACCCCAAUGAAUAUUUAUUAACUAUUUGUUCAUUUAUCAUUGCAAACAUUGUUAUUCAUAUUAUACUAAAUUAAUUAGUGCUAAAUUACAUAGUUCUUUCCAGGAAACAUUGUAGGAGAGGGUUUGGAAAUAAACUGAAAUUUACAGGCCUGUAAAAUAAAGCAACACUCUAUUUUAAUUUGUUUAAGUUUUAUAGCUAAGUGUGACCAUAAGGCAGAGGCAGGGGUGAAAAUUCCUAUCAGGGAUAUAAAAUCAAAGCUUAAAAUGUCAGUUCACUUAAAUUACAAGUUAUGUAUUUAAAAAAAAAAUCCAAAAAGGUAGAAAGAAGUAAAGGCAACCACUGCAGCAAACAGAUAUUCAUUCAUGAAAAUAAAAAAAUGUGUGCAAAAGUUUGGGAACCCUACUAAGUCAGUGCUUAGUAACUCCCACUUUGCCAGCUGUCAAGCAUGGGGGUGGAAAUACUAAACUUUGGGGUUGUGUGGCAGCCAGUGGCACAGGAAACAUUACACAGAGGGAAGAAUGGAUUCCACUAAAUUUGAGGAAAUUCUGGACACUAAUGUCCAACAGUCAAUCAAGAAAGGGAAAGUGAAAAGAGGCUGGCUUCGACAACAGGAUAAUGAUACAAAGCAGAUCUCAAAAUCCACCAUGAGCUACUUCAGGAAACACAAGCUGAAGCUUUUGGAACAGCCCUCACAGCCCCCUGACCUGAACAUCACUGAAAAUCUGUGGGUAGAUCUUAAACAUACUGUGUGUGAAAGGAAGACUAAAAAUAUCUCAGAACUUGAAGUGAUCUGCAAGAAAGGAAAAUUCCUAAAUCAAGAAUAGAAAGAGGCUCAGCUGGCUACACAAAGGAUUUGCUAGCUGUGAUAUCUGCCAAAGGGGGGGGGGGGUUUGCUAAGCACUGACUUACUCUCACAUUUAAUGUCUUGUUUGCUGCAGGGGCUGUAUUCGCUUCUUAUCACUUCAAAAAUUAGUAUGUAAUUUGCCCAGGAUUUGUGAUGUCUGUCUCCAAAGCUGGAUUACCAAAGAGGAAAAGAAGGCGACAGCCCCAAGGUCUCAGGCAACCAGGGGCCCCAAAAGGUCCCCAUUCACUGCUCACAUAAUUUGCAAAUUAUGUUACAAAAGUGCAUCACUAAAGAACAUCAGUUAAGACAGGUUCUGCAUUAUUACCUGAUAUCUCGGUCUUGCUUUGUGGAGGCGCCCUGUGCCAAAAUCCUGUUUAAUUAUUUUAAAUUUACAGUGAGCUCACAUGGUUCAUAUUCCUAAAUGAAGUUGGCUUCAGACACAUUACCACAAGCAGAUUUUUUUCCACCAUAGGAGUACUGGUUUCUGGUCAUAUAAUGAAGCUUUAGUCUUCUGUGUAGUCUGUGCUUGAUUGGAACUUGGGUGCACCAGGGUACACAGACUGCAUAGAGAGCAUGAGCUAAUUUUUGCCCUGGGCCCCUAACGGUUUAAUAUGACCAUGUCUCUGUGACAUUUCUGCUGCCAAUGCGGUACAUUGAAGGUGAACAUAAUUUGGUCUGUGGUGUUUAUAGAAUUUAGUAAUUGCAUUUUUUUAAAAAAUCCAAGAGCAGUAUUCUCUCCAGAAACAAUGUCAGAGUUAUUCAGGUUAAUACACAGAACAUACUGUCAGCAGGUUUCAGUGAAACUGCAAAAUACUGAAAUCUUUCAAACAUCAUUUUGCCAAAACCAUCCCAACUCAAUGUCCACUUGCCAUCAGUUUCUGGAGCUUUGGAAUGUUUUCGGACAAGGUUUCUAGAAACUGAUGCCUCUCUUGCAUUUUUAAAAUAUAGAAUUUAUAUAGAAUAUAGAAUUUUUAUGUCAAGUCUCAGAGGUAUAUCUCAAAACCUCAGCAUGCAAGUAAAUUCAAAACUGUCUUCAUUGGGUGAACUGACUAAAUGAACUGUGGACUAAAUGUGAUAUUGCCCACUACUACCAUUGUGAUUUCUGACCACUGUCAGAAAUUACACACAACACACGCAAACAGUGAUAGAUGACUGAAUACAAAAAACAGUAAUCAUUUUCCCAGUAAAUAACUGAUACCUCUAAUGUUUGUCAAAUUUCAUCCGUGUGUCAAAUGAUAUAGCAAGAUAUGCCUCUUUUAAUGAUAUAUGGUCAUUUUUGGUCAGUGCAUUGGAUUUACCUGUCACAGGUUAGUGUGUGUGUGUGUGUGUGUGUGUGUGUGUGUGUGUGUGUGUGUGUGUGUGUGUGUGCGUGUGCGUGUAUGUGUGUGUGUAUGUGUAAAACAAUGGCUUCAAACAUGAGUCAGCCAAUCAAAAGUUUUCAAAAUCUAAGUGCUGUAGUCUCAUGUUUGACUACAACAUGAAGGGUUUCCCAAAACUCAUUCAGUCCUGUGUGACCACAAAAAAACGAGGUGAGUUUUGUAGAGGUUUAGCAGAUUCAUUUGAGGAGUAAGUCAAAUUUUUGGACUGAUUAUAUGUCCAUGUCAAUAUUGUAGAGUGAAUGCAAUGCGUUUGGUUCAAUUUGACCCCAAACAUUGAAUAAAUUAGCUUUGGAAGACUCCUCAUUUAGCAAGGAAGCAGCUGACAGGGUGAACCUCAUGCAGUAGCUUGGUUGAAAGCUCCUAGCAUGAACAACUGUUAUUGCUGCUCUUCUCUGACACUCCAGAUGAAUGUUUCUAAAAAUGUUUACAUGUGGACACCUAUCUGUUGUAUUUUAUUUGCUUCAUAGGCUAGCAGACUUUGCACAGUUCUUUACUGUUUCGGUGCUAAAGGUUGUGACAAGGUUUAACAUGCAAGGCCUUUACUGUGCUGUGCUGCACAGGCAGUAUAAUCUUGUAAAAUGUACAGUGUAUUAUUAGAGGUAAGUAAAUACUGUGAUUGCCAAUAUCUUUAUUACAGAACACCUUAAUAUGUAUUCAUUGUUUAUAUAAAGUUUUGAAAUAGAGCAGCAUAUAUCUAUUCUAGUACCCUUAAGAUAUGUGUGAUGGAUAAGACUGCAGGCAGCACUUGUGGACUUUUAUGUUAAACACUAAUCUGUGUGAUGACAUUCUUAAUGGAUUGGGUGUGUCUUCUCAAAUAAAGAGUUUGUUUUUCAAAUA